GCCUCCGAGAUGCGAGUUGCCGCAACUUCUUCGACGGCAACACCAAUCUUGUUCGCCUGGGCGACAUCGUCGUGAUAGAUGACCGUGUGGUCAACCUCUUUUCGGGGCGCCAUCGUAGGCUAAGCGUUCUUGCUUUGGCGAGGAAGACUGUUUCGUAUGAAGUCUCCACAGGUCGGGCUGGAGGCAAAGGGAGACGCUGGUGAACAAACGAGAAGCCCGAGUCUCUGGGUCAGCGGGAUCUCAGGUUGCAGCGGUGCCUUGGCGGAUAUAUAGAGCUUCCCCAACCUCAGCUUUGGGAGCGGGAGAUACGUCCAGGAUGGCUGCUUUCAUCCUGCACUGCUACCCUUCUGGUGCAACACGGAAUGGCCUUCCGAUAGCUGGGCCUCGAACCCUGAAGAGGGAUGCGAUCCCCAGACUCUCAGACGUUCCAACUGGCCAUGUGGUUCACAUGAGAUGCUCCUUGCAGCACGAACCAGUCCAGAUUCACUGCCGAUUUGCCUUCCUUCGCGUCCAGAGUAACCUCUGUAUUUCCCCAAGAUCCACCCAACAGCUCAGACCACAUCGGCUUUGUCCGAUGAUGAUUGGCCGGAGCGGCUGUAGACAUGCAGUUGGAUCAGACCAGCCAUCACAUCCCUCCGGAAUGAGCAUAUUCGGGCUGCUUUCACCCGUGAUGAUUGGCUCGAGACGAACGGCCGGCCGGCUACCCCACACUCCCCGAGCCAAUUUUCCUCAAAUGAUACGACGCCGAGGCAUCUACCCCGGUCGAUCGUGGGUUGUCUGGGGUUAAAGUCGCCUAGGGCCGCUCGACUCUCAUCGUCUCUGAAAGAGGGACUUUCAAAGGCCAGAACAGAUUCUGAUCACCAGCUCAUCAGAGUUUUGUCUUUCCCCCAA
Messenger RNA from Colletotrichum phormii, 891 nucleotides. RefSeq lists its product as uncharacterized. The record is from RefSeq and is a predicted model, not a curated record. The coding region runs from base 317 to 787 and encodes 156 amino acids. NCBI's taxonomy places the organism in Eukaryota, Fungi, Ascomycota, Sordariomycetes, Glomerellales, Glomerellaceae. The transcript has a single exon.